AUGAUCGACACUGGUGUUUAUCUUUUGAAUGUAGUGAGGCAAAGUGUUCAGCUUUUUUUAAAUGCUGCUCGAACUAGGAAUCUUGCUCUUCUCAAGAGGAUUGCACAGCGACUCGAUGAUGAGGGGAAAGGGUUGGCUACAACUGUGGCUGAUAUAAAAGAUGCCAACCAACUACAUUUUGUGGCUAGAGAGGGCAAGAAUGAUGUGUGCAAGUAUCUAUUGGAGGAAUUGAAGCAUGAUGUUAAUACACGAGAUGAAGAUGGUGAGACUCCUAUUCUUCAUGCUGCCCGUCAAGGACAUACUGAAACUGUCAAAUAUCUUUUCGAGCAUGGUGCCAAUCCUUCAAUACCCAGUAACUUAGGGGCCAUGACUUUGCGUCAUUCUGCUGGAAUAGCAUGUGGUAGUUUAGAACAAAUGAAAGGACUAUCUGUUGCGCUGCUCUACAAGAUGGUUGAUCAAUCUCUGUUCGCUAUGGAUCCGGAUCCUACUGAUGCUACAUUGCCCUCCAAAAGAAGUCUUUGUUGGCUUCUUCUUUUACAUGCUGAGAAGGCGUUAGCUGAUGCAAAAACAUGCAGAGCAUUAAGACCAGACUGGAAAUAUGAUGAAGCGGCCAAUGCUUUUUAUGAGGGUGUGACACUUGCCCCUGAGAAUGGGGAGCUUAUUGAGGCUUUUAGCUACCCAGGCAAGGCAAGGCAAGGCAAGGCAAGGCAUGGCAAGGCAUUGCCGUGA
Molecule: messenger RNA, 729 nt
Organism: Mangifera indica (mango)
Lineage: Eukaryota; Viridiplantae; Streptophyta; Magnoliopsida; Sapindales; Anacardiaceae
Product: ankyrin-1-like
Exons: 7
Coding region: 1-729 (242 amino acids)
Molecular function (GO): protein binding
Source: RefSeq, a predicted model, not a curated record